Messenger RNA from Mauremys reevesii (Reeves's turtle), 3088 nucleotides. RefSeq names its product diphthamide biosynthesis 2 (gene DPH2). Gene Ontology annotation, molecular function: 2-(3-amino-3-carboxypropyl)histidine synthase activity. Gene Ontology annotation, biological process: protein histidyl modification to diphthamide. Lineage: Eukaryota; Metazoa; Chordata; Testudines; Geoemydidae. The transcript is spliced from 7 exons. Bases 192 to 1625 code for a protein of 477 amino acids. The record is from RefSeq and is a predicted model, not a curated record.
GCUCCUCCCAUUGGCUGCGGCCGCAGCCUCAGUCCCAAACGUGCUGCGAUUGGCUCCGAGAUCUGGGGGCGGGAUUUGCAGACGGGGCCAAUGCCGGCUCGUCAUUGGCUGGCUCUGUCCUUGCCCUGGAAGCGAGUCCCGGCUGAGUCCACGUGGUUUGUGCUCGGGAGGCCGGUGAUGCUGGGGUAACCAUGGCGACCCUCUUCAGUAACGAUGGGGCCGAGGUGGUCCAGAGGGCCCUGCCUGCCAAGGAGUCGAGCGGCAGGACCCCCGCUGAGGCGCUCGAUGAGUUCUACGAGCUGGAGCGAGCCGCAGCCUUCGUCACAGCGAGCGGGUUUCACCGGGUUGCCCUGCAGUUCCCCGACGAGCUCCUGGCCGAUUCAGCCGCCGUCGCAGCUAAGAUGGAGGAGGCGACCGGCAGCAAAAUGUACAUCCUGGGGGACACAUCGUACGGCAGCUGCUGCGUGGACGAGGUGGCUGCGGAGCACGUGGGGGCGGAGGCCGUGGUGCACUAUGGCCCCGCGUGUCUCAGCCCCUGCAGGAAGUUGCCGGUGCUGCACGUGUUUGGCCGGCAGCCCCUGGACACGGAGCGCUGUGCGGGGGCCUUCCGGGAGCUCUACCCUGACCCCCAGAGCCACGUGGUGGUGCUGAGUGACGUGGUCUACGCCCACGCACUAGGUGAGCUGGAGCGGCUGCUGGGCCCCGAGUACCCCCACGUCGUCUUCUCCCGCCUGGCGAGUGACGGGGCACCCGACUGCCCCCAGGGCCCGGGGCUGGUGCGGCAGUUCGGGCGCUGCUUUGCCGUGGCGGCGCGGCGCGAGCUGCAGGACCACGCCGUGUUCUACGUGGGCGCCGAGGGCCUGGCCCUCACCAACUUCAUGCUGAGCUGGAACCGCUGCCCCUUCAGCUCCUUCGACCCGGCCACGGGCUGCGGGCGGCACGAGAGCCUCGAUGCCAACCGGGCGCUGCUGCGGCGCCUCUACCUGGUGGAGCGGGCCCGGGACGCCCGCGUGGUGGGCAUCCUGGUGGGCACGCUGGGCGUGGCCGGCUACCUCUCCAUCCUGGAGCACUUGCGGGGCACCCUGCGCCGGGCUGGCAAGCGCAGCUACACCCUGGCCAUGGGCAAGCUGAGCCCUGCCAAGCUGGCCAACUUCCUGGAGGUGGACGUGUUCGUGCUGGUGGCCUGUCCCCAGAACUCCCUGCUGGACUCCAGGGACUUCUACCGGCCCGUGGUGACGCCCUACGAGCUGGAGCUGGCCUGUAACCCGGCCCGGGAGUGGAGCAGCCUCUACGUCACUGACUUCAGAGACCUGCUGCCAGGUGGCUGUGCACAUGUCGGCUUCCCAGACACGGUCCCCGGGGACAGCGACGUUCCCGACGUCUCGCUGAUCACUGGGGAGCUGCGCGCGACUGGGCUUUCCAGCUCCGCGGCCCCGUCCUCCAGCUCUGCCCUGGCCUGCAGGACCCCGGAGUUCGCGCUGGCUGAGAUCAGCCCGGCAGCUUCCUUCCUGGAAUCGCGCAGUUGGCGGGGCUUGGAGCAGCAGCUGGGCCAGACGCCCGUGACAAAGGCUGUGCCGGGCCGGAGGGGGAUUGCGAUCGCCUACGAGGACGAGAUUUCUGGGUGACCCUGACCCUGCAGGAUGCCACUGUUGGGAGACGGGCCCUGUGGGGCUCCAGCCUCCUGCUGUGGGUUGCCCUGGGCCCGGGCUGGGCCCAUGUGCAGCUCAGUCCUGGGGCCGAUGCCAACAGCUGCCCUCUCCUGCUGGGGCCUGGUAGCGGAGCCGGAUGCGGGAGUGCAGGAUUCUGGGGGCUGCCGGCACGGCUCUGGAUACAGCUGUGUAUUAGUGAACCCCAUGGCGUUCGGGGGGCGACUCCGCGGGGUGGGUGGACACACGGAUACACCCACCCCCCGCGGCCCACUCUGCCGUGACCUCACAUGGACAGGGGCCACAGGGGAGCGACCUCCCCUCCUUGCUACCCCAGCUGGCUGCUCCCAGGAGCAAGGCCUGGGCUGGGCAGGGCAUGGCCUCCGCCCUGAGCCUGUGUCCCCCCCACUCCUGCCCAGCGCCGGAGGGCGUCCCCCCGGCUCCCCUUGCAGCGCGCGCCCAGCACUAGCCUGAAGAGAGCGAGGCAAAGGCAGCCGGGUCUGAGGGCAGGAGGUGGUGCCCAGGCAGGCCUGGCCCAGCGCCAGGGAGCUCAGCCGAGCUGCCCUGCGCUGCCAGUGGCUCCAUGGGACGUGCCGCGGGGGGAGCGGGGGUGGGGGGUUUGUGUGUUUCCCCUCCCCUGUGCUCUGUCUGAGGGAGCCCGGGCCCAGCUGUGGAGCGUCCCAGGGCAGGGGCUGCUGCUGCCACGUUUGCAGCCCCCCUUUCCCCCCGUGGGUUUGCUGGCUGCUCAUGGGCAGGGGGUGCUGGGUUGCAGCCCUAGCAGAGUCUGCCCAUGGGCAGAGGGGCACCUUGCUACGUGCCCCAGCUCCGCCCCUUCCCAGGCCAAGGGUGGGCACCAUGUCCCCUACUCUCCGCCUCUGGCAGGGCAUCCCACAAGGGGCAUGGGCCAGGCCCAGGUGCUCCAGGCACAUGCUCAUGGGCACCUCUCCUGGCAGCCCCCGGCCCUGGCUGUGCCCACGGCUCUGGGCUCCUCCCGCCUGCAGGCUAAAGGCAAAGCCAGGCCAGUGCUGAGGGGCAGGGGGAGCAGAGCUGAUGCCGGCCCACAAACCCACGGCCGCCGUUUGCUCCCGGGGCGGCCUUAGCCCCGGGUUUAGCAGCACCCGCCAGACCAGCCAAGAGAGGGUGAGGCCUUGCUAGCAUCAGGCACGUUGCUGGGCCUCGUGUGGGGGAACAGGCCUGGCGAGGGGCGUGACCUGCCUAGGGUCACAGGACGUCUGGCAGAGCCGGUAACAGCCUGUGUCUCCCCAGCGUCUGGCACUGGGCCCCGGCUGCACCUAUCACGCUCCCACCCAGCACAGCACCACCCCUCGCUCAGCUGCCCGUCCUCCUCCAACCGGCCCGACAGCCCCUCCGGCUCAGCACAAGCUCUGUCAGCCCUGCCCCCAGCCCACUGUAGCACAGCCUUACCACAGCACCCCCUGCUG